GGGGCGCUGCGUGAAGCUCUCCCAUAGCGUUACGCGGAAGUUUCAUGACAAGAUUAAAAGUAUUGAGGGACCCCGAUGUCACCAGCCGUGCCGUGGCCGCGUCUUCAUCGCAAUACCGUGUAGCGGGACUAGGUCUCGAGUUCGGUAGAAAAACGCUACACGAAGAGCGGGAAGCUCACACUCUCAUUCUCCCCAACUUCGGAGUGUCAAAGGUAUUCAGGAAGUCCCACCAUACCAUCAGAAAUCGAAGUGUACGCCCUACCUAGCCCGAGAACUUUUGACCCAGACUGCCGACAUGUAUCUCUGCUUACGAUGACCUUCUUCGCCGUCUAUCUCUCGUCGGCCUCCUCUUGACGUGGCACUCGUCCCCUGUCGUUAAGAUAAUAGCCACGGCCGCCUCCCUUCGCCCGCGUCCAUUCCUGCCACGAAGCAGACGCUCGCGCAACCGGGAACGCGUGACGUCCCCCUGAUUCUCUGCCUCGCAGCUCAGCGGCUGGUGUGUAGCUCAGCAGCAACAGCGCCGACGACCAUGAGGAUCGCCAUCAUCGGCCAGAGCGCCUUCGCCAGCGAGGUGUUGAAGCUGCUGCAGAAGAAUGGCCACGAGAUCGUCGGCGUCUUCACCGUGCCCGACAAGGACGGCCGGGAGGACACGUUGGGUGAUCACGUGGCCCAAGCACCAGUCGAUCGUGUACCACCCGUCUCUGCUACCGCGCCACAGGGGCGCCUCAUCCGUGAACUGGACCUUGAUCGAGGGCGACGCCAAGGGUGGCCUGAGCGUGUUCUGGGCCGACGACGGCUUGGACACGGGUCCUCUGCUGCUGCAGCGAGAGUGCGACGUGCUGCCAGACGAUACGGUCGACUCGCUGUACGCGCGGUUCCUCUUUCCCGAAGGAGUUAAGGCCAUGGGCGAGGCCGUGGCGCUGAUCGCCUCCGGCGAGGCACCGCGCAUCGCGCAGCCCGCCGACGGCGCCACCUACGACCCGAUGCUCAACAAGCGGGAGCUGCGGCGCGUGGACUUCUCCACGCUGACGGGACGGGCGCUGCACAACUUCAUCCGGGGCAUGGACAAGGUGCCCGGCGCCUGGAUCACCCUCGAGGGACAGGCGACGCGCGUCUACGGCUCGAGCCUGUGGCCCUCCGGUCCCGUGGAAGGUGCUCGGCAGGUGUCCGUGGAAGGCAUGUCCCGGCCCGGACUGGUCCACGACGAAGGCCUGCUGCUGUGCGGCUGCGACGGGGCCUGGGUCAACGUGCGGCAGCUGGCCUCCGAGGAGACGGGACGCGUCAGCCUCGCCUCGCGCUUCGGUCAGCAGCAGGCCGACGGCGAGGCGCUGGAGCUCGCCGACGAGGAGAGGACGCUGGUCGACAAGCUGAGGGGCAUCUGGAAGAGCAUCCUGCGCCGUGACGUCGACGACGCAACGGAUCUGUUCGAGUGCGGCGCCGGCUCCAUGGACGUGACGCGGCUCGUGGAAGAGGCGCGCGACGCCUGCGGCCUCCAGUUGGCCGCCGAGGACGUCUACCUGGCGUCGCGGUUUGCAGACUUCGUGCGCGUCGCGGUGCUCAAGGCGCGCGGACGGGGCUCGGGCGGCGACGAGGUCUCCUACGACGCGGUCGAGCUGCACGCCGACGGGAGGACCAUCCGCGUGCCGCACCAGCUGUUCAUCGACGGAAAGUUCGUGAACAGCUCGUGGGGACGCAGCUCAGAGGUGGUGAACCCGACGGACGAGAGCGUGCUGUGCCGCGUGGAGAGCGCCUCGGCCGAGGACGUGGACCGGGCGGCGGAGGCGGCCAAGGCGGCCUUCGAGCAGGGCGAGUGGGGCCGCCUGAGCGCCCGGGACCGCGGACGCCUGCUGCUGCGGCUCGCCGACCUGAUGGAGCAGCACCGCGAGGAACUGGCGGUCAUCGAGUCGCUGGACUCGGGCGCCGUGUACACGCUGGCCCUGAAGACGCACGUGGGCAUGAGCGUCGACGUGUUCCGCUACUUCGCCGGCUGGUGCGACAAGGUGCAAGGCAGCACGGUGCCCGUGAGCCACGCCAGGCCGCGCAAGAACCUCACCUUCACCCGCUGGGAGCCCAUCGGCGUGUGCGGCCUCAUCACGCCGUGGAACUACCCGCUCAUGAUGGUGGCGUGGAAGAGCGCCGCCUGCCUGGCCGCGGGCAACACGCUGGUGCUCAAGCCCGCCCAGGUGUGCCCGCUCACGGCGCUCAAGCUGGCCGAGCUCACGGUGCGCGCCGGCCUCCCGCCGGGCGUGUUCAACGUGGUCACGGGCUCCGGAACCGUCGUGGGACAGGCCAUGUGCGCCCACCCCCUGCUGAGAAAGGUGGCGUUCACGGGCUCCACGGAGGUGGGCCGUACCAUCAUGUCGAGCUGUGCCGCACCGUGCCUGAAGCGCGUCUCGCUGGAACUGGGCGGGAAGUCGCCGCUCAUCAUAUUCGCCGACUGCGACCUGGACCUCGCCGUGCGCCAGGGCCUGAACAGCGUGUUCUUCAACAAGGGCGAGAACUGCAUCGCCGCGGGCCGCCUGUUCGUCGAGGAGUCGCUGCACGACCGCUUCGUCGAGCGCGUCGUCGCCGAGACCCGCAAGAUCGUCACGGGAGACCCGCUCGAGCGCAGCACCUGGCACGGUCCGCAGAACCACAAGCAGCACCUGGACAAGCUCCUGGACUACGUCCAGCGAGCCGUGGCCGACGGCGCCACGCUGGCCCACGGAGGCAGGAGGCUUCCGAGGCCGGGUCUCUUCCUCGAGCCGACUGUCAUCGUGGACGUGCAGGACCACAUGGCGGCCGCCAAGGAGGAGUCGUUCGGCCCGAUCAUGCUCGUCUCGCGCUUCCCGGACGGAGACGUCGAGGGUGUGCUGAGGCGCGCGAACGCCACGGAGUACGGGCUCGCGUCGGGAGUCUUCACGCGCGACCUCAGCAAGGCCUUGCGCGUGGCGGACGCGCUGCAGGCCGGGACGUGCUUCAUCAACUGCUACAACAAGACGGACGUGGCGGCGCCUUUCGGCGGCUUCAAGCAGUCCGGCUACGGCAAGGACUUGGGUCAUGAGGCGCUCAAGGACUACCUGCAGCUCAAGUGCGUCACCGUCGAGUACUAGAGCUCCGCCACGGACGCGGCGGUGUUGGAGAGUAAUCUCGAAGGGACGUGACGUGGGCCCACCAUCGGGUCGUGUAUACGUACGUCAGCAGCAAGCACUGACGCAUCACGAUAGGAAGGUAGAAAAAUAUAUUUGCCAGAGCACACUUGCAACCAACGAUGUUCGGGAGCAAAAGAAUGCCAUGGUCGACACAGAGACAGGUAGAAGAAAUGCAAGAGCCCGUUCUUACAUGGAGGAGAAAGAAAAAAAAGCCGUAUACACAGA
This is a messenger RNA of Dermacentor andersoni, 3356 nucleotides long. RefSeq names its product cytosolic 10-formyltetrahydrofolate dehydrogenase. Gene Ontology annotation, molecular function: oxidoreductase activity, acting on the aldehyde or oxo group of donors, NAD or NADP as acceptor; formyltetrahydrofolate dehydrogenase activity. Gene Ontology annotation, cellular component: cytoplasm. NCBI's taxonomy places the organism in Eukaryota, Metazoa, Arthropoda, Arachnida, Ixodida, Ixodidae. The record is from RefSeq and is a predicted model, not a curated record. Gene Ontology annotation, biological process: one-carbon metabolic process; biosynthetic process; 10-formyltetrahydrofolate catabolic process.